GGGGCGGGAGUUCCUGCAAGCGCCAGCAAAUCUGCUCCAGCGCUCGGACGGAUGGAGGUUCUUCAGAGGGAAUCAGGCCAUUCAGAAUGAACACAAGCUGUGCGCGCCGGUUUAAAAGCUUAAAAGAACCACGGGAACCCUGGACGCCGUCUGAUAAGUCCGAUAAGCUGCGUGUCCACCUCAAAGUUGUGAUUGAAUCAUCCAGGCUUGCUCAGUUUCUCCCCUGAGGCUCAGCUGUGAUGGGUCUUGGCAGAGGAGCGCCGGCUGUCCGCACUCACUGAAAGUUCUUUGAUUUCUGUUCCCGUUGCAGAAGCUCAGCUCGCUGGACAGAAGAGAAGUUUUGCGCCAGGCUGGGCAGCUGAUUGUGUUUUGGCAGCUUUCCUGGAUUCUUUUUUCCCCUUUUUUCUCAACUGUUUCAUCAACUCAUAACUCAAAGCAAUGGGGGCCACAGGUUAUGGAUACUACCGCACUGUGAUUUUAAUCUCAAUGUUUUUGGGAUACCUGCUGUAUUACUUCAACAGGAAGACGUUCUCCUUUCUGAUGCCGUCAGUCAUGGAGGAGAUCGAGCUGGAUAAAGAGGAGCUUGGCCUGAUCACCAGCAGUCAGACGCUGGCUUAUGCCAUCAGUAAGUUCGCCAGCGGAGUGCUGUCUGACCAGCUCAGCGCCCGCUGGCUCUUCUCCGUUGGCCUCUUCAUCAUCGGAGGCAUAAACAUAAUCUUCUCCUGGUCGUCCUCGGUGAUGGUCUUCACCGGACUCUGGUUCCUGAACGGUCUCGGUCAGGGGUUUGGCUGGCCGCCGUGCGCCAAGGUGCUACGGAAGUGGUUUGAGCCGUCCCAGUUCGGAACCUGGUGGGCUGUUCUAUCCUGCAGUAUGAACCUGGCGGGCAGUCUGGGUCCCAUUGUUACCACCGUACUGGCCGAGUACUACAGCUGGAGGACCAUCAUCUCCGUGUCCGGUGGGGUCUGUAUGGGCUUCGCUUUUGUCUGCGUGCUGCUGGUCAAGAACGAGCCCAGCGAUGUCGGCCUGCCCAGCAUACAGCCUGCAAGCAGGAAGGGCAAAGGCAACAAAAACACCCCGAAUGAUGAGAGCACUCUUAAAGAGUUCCUGCUGUCUCCGUACCUGUGGGUGCUGUCCAUGGGUUAUCUGGUGGUGUUUGGGGUGAAGAUAGCCUGCACUGACUGGGGUCAGCUGUUCCUCAUGCAAGAGAAAGGCCAGUCUGCUAUGAUGGGCAGUUCGUACAUGAGUGCCCUGGAGGUUGGUGGUUUUGCUGGCAGCAUUGCAGCAGGCCUUCUCUCGGACAGAGCAGUUGCACGACACGGGCUGGGUACCCACGGAAACCCCCGGCACGGCCUCCUCUUAACCAUGAUGGCAGGCAUGACUGUGUCUAUGUACCUCUUCCGGGUCACCAUCACAGCAGAGAUCCCAAAGGACGAGCCUCUCUGGGUCACUGCUCUCCAUCCAGUCUCUGUCCUGACCGGUCUGUCUGAGAAAGAGAUCUGGAUCUUAACUCUAGGUGCUGCGUUUGGGUUCUCGUCGUAUGGCCCGAUCGCGUUGUUUGGGGUUAUCGCUAACGAGAGCGCUCCCUCGAACUACUGUGGGAUGUCACAUGCCAUCGUAGCCCUCAUGGCAAACGUUGGCGCGUUCCUCGCUGGCCUGCCGUUCAGCGCCGUCGCUAAGCGCUACAGUUGGGACACGGCCUUCUGGGUGGCCGAGGUGAUCUGCGCGCUGACCACGGUUUGCUUCUUCCUGCUUCGCAACAUGCGGACGAAAAUGGGACGAGUGCACAAAAAGACAGACUGAUCUCUUCGCGCUGGAGGAUCUCGUGGACCCUGACAAUGUGACGCAGCUCAGCCGUGAUGGUGGCUUUUAACAUAAACACUGUCCAGAAAAACUGUACACUUCACAUUUACAUCAUCAGUUACAUUAACACUGCUUCAUAGGAUCACUGUUACUUACUGAAACACACUGCGAGCACUUUCAGCAUGCCUUUCAUUAACAAAACAAAGAAGUCAUUUAUUCAAUUAUUCAGUCAGUUAUUAACAAUUUAAAUGUGAGGGAAUGAUUUGGCAGAAAAUCUAAUUUGCACAAUUCGUCACUUUUCCCAAUUGUACUCGAUCAGCCACGACGUUUGGUGUCCAAACUCUUCUUUAGAUUAGGGCUGGAGCUACAAGUCUAAUGUUACUAACAAACAC
This is a messenger RNA of Colossoma macropomum (tambaqui), 2192 nucleotides long. It is a transcript of the gene slc37a4b, whose product is annotated as solute carrier family 37 member 4b. The transcript has 10 exons. Gene Ontology annotation, molecular function: glucose 6-phosphate:phosphate antiporter activity. Gene Ontology annotation, biological process: glucose-6-phosphate transport; phosphate ion transmembrane transport. The coding region runs from base 439 to 1800 and encodes 453 amino acids. Gene Ontology annotation, cellular component: endoplasmic reticulum membrane. Lineage: Eukaryota; Metazoa; Chordata; Actinopteri; Characiformes; Serrasalmidae. The record is from RefSeq and is a predicted model, not a curated record.